This is a messenger RNA of Zootoca vivipara (common lizard), 1363 nucleotides long. RefSeq names its product POP4 ribonuclease P/MRP subunit (gene POP4). Gene Ontology annotation, molecular function: ribonuclease P RNA binding. Gene Ontology annotation, cellular component: ribonuclease P complex; ribonuclease MRP complex. Lineage: Eukaryota; Metazoa; Chordata; Lepidosauria; Squamata; Lacertidae. Gene Ontology annotation, biological process: rRNA processing; tRNA 5'-leader removal. The record is from RefSeq and is a predicted model, not a curated record.
AGGAGGAGCGUGUGAGCGGACUGAAUCGCCGUCGCCUCUUUCGUUGCGGAGAAGGGUCCGGCCGGCAAGAUGGAGAGUGUGUUAUAUCAGCAGCUACCCCAGCAGACAGCCACGCUCCUGAACAUACAGCCUCAAGGGUCAAAGGAAGCCGAGGCCUUUGUGAAAGCCUUCCUAAAGCGCAGCAUGCCUCGGAAGAGCGAUGAAGACAUCCAGGACCACUUAACCCGAAAAGCGGUUGUCCUUGAACACCUGCACAAGAGGAGGAGAAGGCAGAAGAAGAGGAAAGGCAAGGGGUUCUCUGCCAAGCAGAGGAGAGAGAUGAAGCUCUUUGACAUUAAACCAGAGCACCAGAGGUACGAGAUAUUUGUGCCAUUACAUGAGCUGUGGGAGCAGUACAUCAGAGAACUCUGUAACGGGCUGAAGCCGGAAGCGCAGCCACAGAUGAUUCAGGCCAAAUUGCUGAAAGCUGAUCUUCACGGAGCUCUCAUUACAGUGACUAAAUCGAAAUGUCCCUCCUAUGUCGGCAUCACGGGCAUUGUCCUGCAGGAAAUGAAACACGUUUUCAAAAUUAUCACAAGAGAAGACAAGGUGAAAGUCAUCCCAAAGCUCAACAACGUCUUCAGCCUAGAGAUCGAUGGCUUCAUCUCCUACAUCUACGGAAGCAAGAUUCAGUUCCGAGCCAGCGAGCGUUCUGCAAAGAAGUUCAAAGGAAGAGGAACAAUUGACCUGUGAACCUUCUUUCUUUCUUUCUGGAAAUGGGAGCCGCUGAUGUGUUGUUUCCAAGGGAUGGGGAGACUAUUCCUAGCAGUUUGUGCAUCCUGAGACUUGAGUGUAUGUGAAGGGACAACCCUUGUUGUUUUAAACAAGAGGAUUUGAGAAAUGCAUCCGCAUAAAUGAAUGCUCCCGCUAUGUUUCGAACACCUGUUUCUAUCCUUUGUACAUACUUUGUGUUUUAUCGAUGUUAUUAAACCUGUUAAAUAAAUAAAAUCAUUUCCACUAAGCCCCAGGAUCUAAUCUGAUAGUUUGUUUACAGCAAAGUAAACCUUCCAUAACCUCCCAUAAGAUUAUGCAUUUUGCAGUAGCAAAGUGAGUCCUGGUUUGCAUAUCCUUGUAACUAUCCCAAGGAUGACUCAAUAUAUCUUUGCAGUAGGAAAGAACACAUUUGCAGCAAGCAUUUUCUUUUCUUUCUUAAAUAUAUUAUUUUCAAAUUUUUUGUUACAAUUUUUCACAUAUUAAUGCUUUUCCCAAAAUGUCAGAUACAGUAUGAACUUCCUCCCACCGCCAUUCUGAAUUCCAAUUUUCUCCCCUUAUUUUCUUGCAUCUCAUUUUUAUUUUCAAACUCAUAUCCUCUUAUUUGCCUUGA